AAUGUCAGUUAAGCUUGUGACUUUGUUGCUGCUCCAAACCGCAAUAGCUGUCCUGGCGGGCGUUCGCCCGUUCAAUGAGAUCUUCAGACAACCUCCGCGCCUCGAUGGUCGCAUUGUUGGUGGUCAACCUAUAAACAUAACAGAUGCUCCAUACCAAAUUUUUUUAAUAACUCCGGAAAUUUAUUGCGGCGCUGUCCUGAUCUCGAAGGAGUGGAUACUAACGGCAGCGCAUUGCACCUGGGAAGUUGAAGCCAAUUCUAUACUCGUGUUGUUAGGCACCACUAAAAUCUCCCAAAAUAUGCAGCUGCAAAAAAUCAAAAAGAAAGUUGAACACGAAAAGUACAACUAUCCACGUCCCGAUUAUGAUUUUUCGUUGCUGCAGCUGCAGGAACCAAUUGAAUUCGAUGAGACCAAGCAGGCUGUCAAGCUGCCGAGGCAGGGUCAAGAUUUUAAGGACGGCGAAAUGUGUUUUGUAAGCGGCUGGGGCGAGACACGGAAUUCUAAUGAGUCAGAGGAGUGGUUGCGACAGGUGAAGGUGCCGCUAUUUAACCAGGAGGAGUGCAACAAGAUAUACGGUCAAUUCAUCGCUGUGACAGAUAGCAUGAUCUGUGCUGGCUAUUCGGAAGGAGGCAAGGAUUCCUUAGCUGUCCUGGCGGGCGUUCGUUCUAUACCACAGCCAGACCAGCGGCAACCUUCGCUAAUCAACGAGCUCCUCAGACAACCUCCGCGCCUAGAUGGUCGCAUUGUUGGUGGCCARCCUAUAAACAUWACAGAUGUUCCAUACCAAAUCUCGYURCAAKWAUCGUUUCUAAUAUUCUUGAAGCAUAUUUGCGGCGGUUCACUGAUCUCGAAGGAGUGGAUACUAACGGCAGCGCAUUGCACCCGGUAA
Molecule: messenger RNA, 889 nt
Organism: Drosophila arizonae
Lineage: Eukaryota; Metazoa; Arthropoda; Insecta; Diptera; Drosophilidae
Product: trypsin 3A1-like
Biological process (GO): proteolysis
Molecular function (GO): serine-type endopeptidase activity
Source: RefSeq, a predicted model, not a curated record